AUGAGUUCAGUUAUCCGUAGCUUAUUUUUUAGAAUAUCUGAAUGUUCAACAACUUCUGCUCAUGGUGAAAAUAAUGAAAAACAUGAUAAUAAAAUGGUAAGAACACCUGGAAUUCCAGCUAUACCAAUAGAUAUUGGAUUCAACAGUGGUAAAGAAACAGGAGGUACACAUAAAACUGGAGUUUCUGAAGGUAUUGCUAGUAAUCCAUUAGUUCCAAUUGGAAUGGGUUUGACUUGCCUUGCUUUACUGGGAAUGUUCAGAAGUUCUUUUACAGGAGACAAAAUGGGAGCUCAAAAAUUUAUGAGAUAUCGUAUUUAUGCACAAUUUGGAACUGUUUGCGCUUUAGUCGCCGGUUUUCUUUAUGCUGGUUCUGUCAUUUUGGAUGAAAAGAAAGAAAAAAAUUAG
Molecule: messenger RNA, 405 nt
Organism: Strongyloides ratti
Lineage: Eukaryota; Metazoa; Nematoda; Chromadorea; Rhabditida; Strongyloididae
Product: Hypoxia induced protein, domain-containing protein
Exons: 2
Coding region: 1-405 (134 amino acids)
Biological process (GO): mitochondrial respirasome assembly
Cellular component (GO): mitochondrion
Source: RefSeq, a predicted model, not a curated record